AUGGAUUCCAGACCAGCUAUUUUAGAAUUUCUGAUCAUUCAACUUCAGGGUAAAAAGGGGAAACAGUUGGAAAGAUCUUCCAUGCUCGAAGGAACAAUCGUUAUUUCUUUGGACAUCCAAGAUUUUCCCCAGCGUGUGAACCAGUCCCACUGUGCUGCCAUUAAAGUACAAGGCUUAUUGCCUUUCUGCCAGAGUGGCGCCUUGCACGGAAGAGGGUGUCCUCAUGAAUCUCUGCAUACCAUGCCUUUUCAGCUUUCCUUUCAGCUGCGUGAGAAAUCCGAAGUCCUCAAGGAGGACAGUGCCACAUUGAAACAGUUCAUCCAUAGGACCAGCCUCGUGCACACCACGAUCAAGUUUCAUUACUGUGUAAAAGUUAACGGCAACAUCUCCGCUGAGACAUAUAGAUCAGAAUGCAAGGCUGUAAUCCCAUCCUGUGAUAACAUUCACCUUGUGACCGGUGGACGAGUCAGUCUGUUCAUCCCAGAUGAAUUAGUGGACAGAGGUUUCACAGGUGCCUUGAAUCUCCUACCUGCGGCGUCCCUCUGUCCCUGCCAGAAAUCUUUCCCUAACCAGCCUGCAAAGAUACUUGCUGCCUCUCCAUCAAUAUAUAUAUUUCUUUACGAUCCAGCUGGGCUGCCCAUACUGUUUUCUGCCGAGGAGAUCUCGUAUUCUUUCUUUGAAGAUCCUUCCCGCUUAGCAUCAUGGGGCAAAUAUGCCUAUCAAGCCACACUAAACCCAGCUGCAUCUUGCAAAACAGAUACAGCAAGACCUGAAAUCCAGUUUAACCUUCAAAGCAGUCACCGGCAGGAUUCAGAUGUUCAGGAACAGACACUGCUGCUCUUCCUUUUUUUUGGAUACGCGGAUCCGUUUCAGGACAAGCCAACUUUCAGUUCCUGGGACCGGCGGGUGAUUCUGUCCCAUCUCUCACCUAUCCUCUUCUGCAAUGAGCAGGCUGUGAAAAAGGCUACCCAAGGACUGGUGAAUGAAGUCCUGGAUCAACACUACAGAGUAUUCCAGGAGCAACAGAAGCUGGCCCGUUCUUUACCCAUCAUGGCCUCCGCCAUUUCCAGAAUCGUCUCGAGCAGCACCGACAGCGAGUUCCGAAGGAAGUGUAUCCAUAGCCUGCAGGUUGCAGAUACUCAUGAAUUCCAGGAAAGCAUCCAAGAGACUUUGAACAAAGUCAUUCUUAAUCAACGGAAGCCCAGUCAUACCUGUGAGAUCAAAAGGGUAAACGUUCUCUUCAAUACACUUCCUCUGUCCUGGUUCCCUCCUCUUAUCUUUGUCCAGCACCAUUCUGAUCCUGGCUGUUAA
Messenger RNA from Protobothrops mucrosquamatus (brown spotted pit viper), 1311 nucleotides. RefSeq names its product chromosome unknown C11orf80 homolog (gene TOP6BL). The record is from RefSeq and is a predicted model, not a curated record. The coding region runs from base 1 to 1311 and encodes 436 amino acids. Gene Ontology annotation, biological process: meiotic DNA double-strand break formation; reciprocal meiotic recombination. The transcript is spliced from 11 exons. Lineage: Eukaryota; Metazoa; Chordata; Lepidosauria; Squamata; Viperidae.